Molecule: messenger RNA, 3905 nt
Organism: Thalassophryne amazonica
Lineage: Eukaryota; Metazoa; Chordata; Actinopteri; Batrachoidiformes; Batrachoididae
Gene: eps8a
Product: epidermal growth factor receptor pathway substrate 8a
Biological process (GO): regulation of Rho protein signal transduction; Rho protein signal transduction; positive regulation of ruffle assembly
Cellular component (GO): ruffle membrane; vesicle; plasma membrane
Molecular function (GO): actin binding
Source: RefSeq, a predicted model, not a curated record
GAUUCAAAGUCAAGUGCAGCAGGAGGGAAACUUAUUUCUAAUCCCUCCAAAAAAAAAAAAAAAAAAAAAAAAAAAAAAAAAUAUCGGAAAAUAGUGGGGCUGUGAAAGCGGAUUUACGGGUUUAUUUGUGCCAUGUUUUAUUGACGCUACAGGAAUUAGAUUAAAGAUCACACCUGCAGCUGACAGUGAAGGAUGAACGGAUAUGAAACUCCGCCUCUCGCCUCCAUCGGUUUUGGCGCCUUCACCUCCCCACUGAACGGCCACGACUCGCAGUCUCCAGAACUUCCCAAGAAUAAAGCCAAGUCCAGUGCCAGAGCUCUGUACGAACAAAGAAAACACUACACCAAAACCAGCAUCAACAGCCUGACGGACACGUCACAGUACCACGUGGAGCACCUGACCACGUUUGUAUUGGACCGUAAAGAAGGACUGAUCACGGUGGACGAUGGGAUUCGACGCCUUCGCCUGCUGGACGCCAAAGGGAAGGUGUGGACGCAGGAAAUGCUGCUGCAGGUGGAGGAAAAGACGGUCAGCCUGAUCGACCAGGAGACCAAGAACGAGCUGGAGAACUUCCCCGUGGGGUCGAUCCAGCACUGCCAGGCGGUGAUGAACGCCUGCAGCUACGACUCCAUCCUGGCGCUGGUGUGCAAAGAGUCGGGUCAGAGCAAACCCGACCUCCAUCUCUUCCAGUGUGACGACAUCAAGGCGAAUCUGAUCCACGCUGAUAUUGAAAGUGCCAUGAUCGAUGCCAAAGGCAGCAAAGUGAAAAAGCGGCCGGAGGCGCUGAAGAUGAUCCUGAAGAGUGACGGGAUCAUCCCCCCGCCCCCUGCCGCUCCCGCCCCCGAGCCCCCGGCAGCUGUCAAUCAGGUGGACGUGAAGAGUCGAGUGGCGGCCUGGUCAGCAUGGACCAAUGAGCAACAAGACUAUGAGCGGCGGCGAGCAUCAUUGGAGGACGGGGCAGCGGAAAUGACGGCGGUACGAGUCGACAGAGACGUGCAAAUCCUGAACCACAUCUUGGACGACAUCGAGUUCUUCAUCACCAAACUGCAGAAAGCUGCAGAAGCUUUUAACGAGCUUGCCAAGAGGAAGAAGUCCAAAAAGGGCAAGAAGAAAGGACCAGGAGAGGGCGUCCUGACGCUGCGGUCCAAGCCCCCCAGUGAAGAAGAGUUUGUUGACUGUUUGCAGAAGUUCAAACAUGCUUUUAACCAGCUGGGGAAACUGAAGGACCAGAUCCAGAACCCGAGUGCUGUGGACCUGGUUCACUUUCUCUUCACGCCACUCAAGAUGGUGAUCCAGGCGUGCGGCACUGUGGACCUGGCGAGGAGCGUCGUGGUUCCGCUGCUGAACAGGGAUGCAAUUGACUUCCUCCACGCCUCAGGAACGGCAGAGGAGAGACACCUGUGGGUGGCGCUGGGGGACGGCUGGACCAAAUGCAGGUUGGAGUGGCCAAAAGACCAUUACUUCCCGCCUUGCGUGCUGAGAUUCCGGGACGGUUGGGAACCGCCGGGGCUGCAGCUGGCAGCGCCAAGUCGAGAGCCGGAGCUGAGCCAGCGGGCUGAGAGCCCCGCCCACGGAGAAACGCAGAGGAAGGAGGAUGUGCAGCUGUGCCUGGACCAGGAGCGCUCGGUGGGGCCGCUUCCUGCAGCAGACGGGUACGCCUUCAAACGCACGCAGGUUCUGGACCAGGACACGGCCAUGGCCGCCUUUAAGCAGGCCGUCAGCCGGCGUAUAGAUCGUGUGAUAUUUAAGAAGUUUACGACGCUGACGGCAGAGUUCAGCCAAAAACUAUUCGUCAAAUCUAAAUACGACUUUGUGGCCCGAAAUGGCACCGAGCUUUCUGUUCUGAAGGACGAGGUCGUGGAGGUCCUUGAUGACAGGAAACAGUGGUGGAAGGUUCGCAACGGAGGCGGGACUUCUGGUUAUGUGCCAAAUAAUAUUCUGGAGAUCACCAAAGCUGUGGACGUCACUGGAAGAGGAGAGCCGAUCUACAGCCACACUAUACAGCUUAUGAUGCCAAAGAAGGAGUUUGAGUUGUUCAAGCAGUUGCUGGGAGAAUUGAAUGAGAAACAGACAACGAGGACGGAAAUCCUCCCCGGUAAACCCGUAGCGACGCCGACGCCUCCGACACCGCCCUCUCCGGCGCCCACCAGGCUGCCCACAGCCGCCGCCCCCCCUCCAGCUUCAGAGCCCGCCAACAGCACCGCGGUUAGCCGCCACAACAGCGUGACAUCCAGCGACAACGGUGGCGUUGCUGCGAGGGAGACGCCAACCACAACCCUGCACACGGCAGCCGUAAGUCCCAGCUGCCACCUCACACCCCCUCAUCGUAGGAAAUCCAACAUGGAGGAGGUCCAGGACGAGCUGGUGCACAGACUGACGCUGGGCCGCAGCACUCACAAAAAGUUCCAGGUUUCUUCCCGCAGCGGCAGCCUGCCGGCCGUCAGCAUCACCUACGACUCGCCACCGCCCGACGUCCGAGCCUGGUUAGAGGCCAAAGGCUUCAGUCCCGUCACCAUCAGCAGCCUCGGCGUCCUGACCGGAGCUCAGCUCUUCUCACUCAACAAGGACGAGCUGAAGACCGUUUGUCCCGACGACGGGGCUCGAGUCUACAGCCAGGUCACCGUGCAGAAGGCUGCGCUCGAGAGAAGUUUGGGUUCGGAGCUUCAGGAGGUGAUGAGGAGGCGUCAGGAGAAACUUGCAGCCUCCACCUGUGACUCGGGGGUGGAGUCUUUUGAUGAAGGCAGCGUGCACUGAUCUCCACCCCCCCCCUUUUUUUUUUUAACCUUCAUCCUGCUAUUUUCUGGUUCUCAGGCGGCGAACGACCACGCCCACUUCUUGGAGCUCAUGCGGCGUCGCCAGGAAGUCCUGAGCUCGUCGCCAUAGAAACACAUCCAGAAGGGCACAGAAAUACCUGCCAUGCUUGUGACGCUCAGAUUGUCAGUAUUAACAUCUUGAUUUGUACAGGAAAAACAAAACGUGCUUUUUUUUUUUUUUAUCACUGAGAGAAUAUUUCCACUUUUUAUUUUCUAGUUUAAGUUAUUGUAAAAAUGAUCAAAAUCUAAUUUAUUUGUAAACACAGAAUUAAUGGUUGAUCACGUUUUAUUUUUCUUUUUUUGCACACGAUAACUUUACGACGGCGACUAAAGAAACAAAGUGAGACUUUGUGUCUCCAGGGUCAAAGGUCAGAGUGAGUUGUUGGAACUCUCCAGACUUUAAUGGUGGCGUCCUGUUCCCUCAGCUCAUAGGCCAAAAUGUUUCAAGGUGGAAUCGUUGGUUUCAGUUACAAAAAUGUUUGUGGUUCCUGGUUUGUCCACCAGACUGACAGCACACCCCCACUGCAAGAACAAGAACCACUGUUGAAAAGGGACUCAUUGCACCAGUGGAACUCGGGUUGGGUUUUGGUUUUUGUUACAUUUGUAACUGAAUUUCUCAUUGGUCCAGGGGCCACUGGAGCAGAGCUUGCAAACUAAAGUGUAGUGAUUCAUGUAGCAACAUGUCCUCAUAACAUUCUUGGUUGUCUUGGUGGAAACUAAAGUGGGACCGAAACCUGGACUAGUUCCCAGAAGCCAUAUAGUUCUGGUACCUGGAGUAUGAACUCUUUUCUACAGCUCGUAAUCUGGACACAUUUACAAAGUCAUUCCAGAGAUUCUCAGAUGUUAACUUGUUAUACUGCCGCCUGUGGUUGAUGCAGGUAUUGCACGUAAGCGAGCACAUAGUAUUCUUGUCUUGGCCACGCCCCCUUAUCCUGUGGCACACACGACGGUGUUUUUUUUUUUUUUUUUUUUUUUUGCAGUACUACACUUGGCCUGUAGAUGGCAGAACUGUUCUUGUACAACACUGAUUGUGAACACUGAAUGUAUCCACUGAUAAACGUGCUCCGCCCACAGCAACAAGACACCUCAUGU